Messenger RNA from Cordyceps fumosorosea ARSEF 2679, 2064 nucleotides. RefSeq names its product Alcohol acetyltransferase. The record is from RefSeq and is a predicted model, not a curated record. Bases 1 to 2064 code for a protein of 687 amino acids. Lineage: Eukaryota; Fungi; Ascomycota; Sordariomycetes; Hypocreales; Cordycipitaceae. The transcript is spliced from 4 exons. Gene Ontology annotation, molecular function: N-acetyltransferase activity.
AUGGCGCAAUCAAAACCGAAUAGUGGAUAUAUUGUCGAAUACGUCGAAGAGAUGGAGUCUCUCGGCCUCGAUGAAUACGGAUUCAACCUGAUGCGCACAUACUACCAGGACGACGACCUGUGGCAAGCCUUUCGCCGGAACUUUGACACCGCGCUGGAGAAGGGCAUGGCCGGAGAAUGGUCCCGCGCGAUAGAGAAGCUUCACGACAAGGUUUUCACGCGCAUUCACGACGAUCUGGACUUGGCCGGUCAAGGACCAGAGGGCGUGUCUGCGGCGUUUCAAACCUUUUGCCUGGAUGAGGAGGACGAAGACGAAGAUGAAGACGAGGAGGAGGAAGAUGAUGAAGGCGGCGAUGACGAAGAAGAAAGAGACAAAGACAAAGGCCAAGAAAGAAGUCCUUGGUCGCAUGAAAUGGGACCCGGCAUCAUCCGAAGCAUCUGCCUCAUGGUCGACGAGGCCAGCAUGCGCUCCGCCACGCCGUAUGUCAUCGCCGUGGACGCGCUGCUGCACACGGGCGCGGAUCUCGGAUAUCCCGGGUAUUUUAAAAUCGCGAUUGACUGUCUGAUGCCCAAGUUCUACGCUGCCGUCGGUCGCUUUGACUUGGCACGGGUGGCUGCCGCGGUGGACAAGGACGUUCACAAGCCACCAACACAACAGCGCCAUCGUCACGACUAUGACGAUAUCUCGACCAUCACGGCCAUCAAGCGGCCCAUUUCCUCGCUUCAAUAUCUAGACCCUCUACGCAUCAUGCCUUCCGAGAAUGCCGUACUCCGCCGUCUCGGCCCUAUGGAACUCUGGUCCUCCUCCCGCCACAGCCUCGGCAUCUACCGCGCUGUCACCGUCUCCGCGCGGUACGUCCCCAGCUCCCGCUCACCCGGCGGCGCGUCCGUCACCUCCAUCUCCCCGCGCCUGCUCGCCGCGCUGGUCGCGGUCCACGUGUCCGUGGUGGUCGUGGCCGCGGCGGAGGACGCGGCGCUGGAUCGGGAGGUCGCGCGCGUGCAGGCCGCGCAGCACAACGCGCUCUGGCAGGAUACGGAGACGAGGGCUCCGUGGCGGCUGACGAUCGUGCGGGAUGAGCAGCACAACUACGAGGACGUGAUAUUCGCGUUUCACCAAGCGCUGCUAGACGGCACCAGCGGGCGCGCCUUCCACGAACACCUCCUCGCCGCGCUCAACAACUCCUCCCCGCCCGGAGACGACGACAGCGGUGUGCUCUCCUUUCCGGAGCCCCCCGCGCUGCCGGAGCCGCAGGAGGAGGCAGUGAGGUUCACGCUCGGCCCGCUCUACGUCGCCUCCGUGCUCUGGGGCGAGUUCGCCCCCGCGAUGCUCAAGCGCCGGCCGCCUGGAGCGGCCGCCGCAUCUCCUUCUCGCAGCCAUACGCCACCAGAAUCCGCCCCGUCGACUUCCUCCCCGCGCAGACCAGCGCGCUACUCGCCGCGUGCCGCGCAAACCAGACGACCUUCACGGCACUCCUCCACGCGCUCGUUUUCGCAUACUUGGCAAGCGCGCUUCCGGAGGACGAGGUGUCCGGCGGGUUCAGCGCCGCCACCCCAAUCGGCCUGCGGCGGUACAUGCGCGACGACGUGGACGGUGCCUUGCGAGACACUCUCCGCGUGCUUCUCUGCUCGACCGACCACGCGUUUUCCGCCGCGAACGUUUCCGCCAUGCGCGCGGCGGCGGGCCCUUUCCCGCACCGCGCUGACUGGCGCCGUCUGGGCCACGGCGCGGCGCGUCCGCGGCGAGUUGGCCGACCGCCGCGCCACGCACAACAUCGUCGCUGGCAUGAUGCACCACGUUAGCGACUGGCGGCGCCUGCACACCGCCCGCGGCGGAGGCGGCCUGGGGCAAGGUUACGGUGAGCAGGGCGCGCUCUUCUCCAACGGGGCCAUGGUGACGGGCGCGGCGGUCGGCGUCAACGUGGCGUCGGCGCCGGGCGGUCGGCUAAGCAUCGCGCUGUCCUGGCAGGACGGCGUCGUGGAGGAGGCGUUGGUGGAGGGUCUGGGGCUCGCGCUGGAGGGGAUGGUAAACAGAUUCUGCGAAGGGGGCCGGGAGUGGUCGUUAUAA